UUUUUCAUGAUAAUUAAUGCAACGGGCUGCUUGCAAUGAAAUGCAAGUGCGUGUUAAAUCUUUUCAAACAAGCUUUCUAAUUUCUACAGGCCAGCAAGUGAUUCCCAGCUUGUCCAGAUAAGUGAUAAGAUCAUUGGGUAUAGAGAAAACUAAAAGCAUGAAAUAGGGCUAAACAAAAACAGUUGAAAAAUGGCCAUUGUGCAGUCAGCGUUGUUACAACAAAUUAAAGAGACGGAAAAAUCUCUAUCACAAUCACAAGUCUGGCCACCAACACUUGAAAGAUGUGUUCUUGAGAUGUCUUUAGCCUACAAUUGUUUAGUCCUUAACAUCAAGCUAUCUUCAGAAACAUCUUAUUCCAUACAGUCACAACUUGAUUCACUUGUGUCCAAAUCAUUUUACAGAGUUUUGGUUCUGAUUGAGAAAGACAAUCUGUCUGGGACUCAGUUUAAUACUACCUUGGAUGCUGAAGCAAUUGUGUUGAAAAUAUUAAACUGUAUUAAGGAACCAAUGACACAUUUUAAAAUGCUGAGUUUACUACCUCACCUAUUAGUGCUAUGGAGCAUUUCAUGUCUGUACAGAUGGCAAUGGGGACUCAAGACACAGAUAAAAAAUGCUUUGAAACUACUCGUAGAUUUGAAAGACACUGUUGAUCAGUCUGUUUUAAAUGUACAUUUACAGUUCCAUGACGAUUUGUUUUUACUUAAAGAAAGUAAACCAGAGAAUAGUUUGCACUGUGACCCUACUGUUCAGGAUGUGGUCAAAUUGGUUUUGGCUGGCUGUAGAAUACCACAGGAUGAUAAAACACUGGACUAUGUAAGCUGGGAGUGGCUGAACACACUAGUGUAUUGUGAAGAUUUGAUCAAACAGAUGAAGUACUUGGAAGCUGUCAGUCGGUUGGACAAAGUUUUGAGAUCUUCAUUAGAGCCUGAACAAAAGUCAAAACUCUUGUGUCUUGUUGCUCAAUGUUAUUUCCUCCAGGGUUUCCCUCACUUGUCUAUAAAAGUUUACCAAGAAGCUUUAACAGUCUACAAAGAGAACUCUUCUGUUCUGUUUCAUCUUGCCAAAGUAUAUGAGAAGUUAAAUUUAGAGAGUGCCCAACUGGAAAUGCUUUCAUUACUCAUUCAGAUUUUAGCACAGAGGGGUGAAGACUCUCCUCGCUGUUCAUUAACCAGAGGACUAGAUGUGAUGAUUGAUCAAGUUUGUGAAGUCUCUCCAGAAGUCAACUUGACAUCUGCUUACUUUGCAAUGGCCGCAUGCUGUAACAAAUUGAAAAGGUAUAAAGAGGCAAGUCAGCACUAUAGAACUCUCUUGCAACUCUUGGAUAACUUAAACAGUUUUUCUAAUAAAAAAUUUUCACCUAUUGGUUUUGACAUUAGCACAGUUCUAACAGAGACUUCCGAAGCAAUGGUCCUGGCUGAGCAGUAUUCCGAAUGCAUUUCUUUCUGUGAUAAAUAUUAUCCUUGCUGGACUGUUGACAACUCUCUUAACAAGAAGUUUAGUAUAAUAACAUCUCAGCCGACAGAAUUAUGGGAUCUUAUGGACAACUCACAACAAAGUCUCUUCAGUGACUCUCAGUGUUCUAACUCACUUCCAGCGUCUGAGAACCAGUGUGAAAAUGAGGAGUAUUACUCAAGUAUUUUCGGAGAAUGCAAUGAAACCAUUUCCAGUAGCAAAUGCAAUCACAACGUUUGCCAGACAAUGAGAAAGAGGCUGCGGUCGGCUUCUGUAGUGGCUGUAGAGCAGGAUGAGACAGAGCUAGAGUUCUGGCUUUCAAUCAGUGUGGCUGUGAAGCUGCUGCUGUCCAAGUCUGAUGCAUUGUUUGCAACAGAAUCUUCUAGUGAUGAGACCAUGAACUGCUUAACUAAAGCAUACAACCUUCUGGUGGAUUCUAAACUAAACAUUUUUACAUCACACAAUAGUAGUACUGACAUGUCUAUUAAACAGCCUUCACCUAAAAGGAGGCGCUUAAAUCUCAAUGGGACAUGCGAUGAUGGACAUGAUUGGGAGUGUACUUCCACUGUGACUGGCCAAUGGUCAGAUCUUGUUGUGACCACUUCCUUAAAGAUCGCACAUGUCUCCUAUAGGAGGAAGCAGUAUUUGUCUGUACAGAAUGCUUGCUCUGUAGUUUUACAAUUGGAUCCCCAUAAUGUCAGUGCUCAUUAUUUGAGAACCGUUGUGUUGAAAGAAGACAAACAACCCAACGUUGAGUUGUGCAGGCAAUGGCUGCAGGAGAGAAACAUUACUUGCGAUACCACAGACAACAUUGCGAAGACCAUUGAAACCAAGCAGAGGGAAUUACACUCACAGCCUGGCUCAGAGAGACACUGGUGGCUACCAAGCGCAGCUCAGCUCUUGAACUUGGACAUUGAUUGUUUAACGGAAGUCAAAAGUCAUCUGUUGACAUAGUCUGGGUGCUGGUUGUUACAAGAUCACAAAGCAAAUUGUUUUCAUUUCAUGUAAUGUACUUAUUAAAACUGUGUUUGCUUUAAAGCACUA
Messenger RNA from Biomphalaria glabrata, 2496 nucleotides. RefSeq lists its product as uncharacterized. NCBI's taxonomy places the organism in Eukaryota, Metazoa, Mollusca, Gastropoda, Planorbidae. Gene Ontology annotation, biological process: interstrand cross-link repair. Gene Ontology annotation, molecular function: protein binding. The record is from RefSeq and is a predicted model, not a curated record. Bases 190 to 2406 code for a protein of 738 amino acids. Gene Ontology annotation, cellular component: Fanconi anaemia nuclear complex. The transcript has 14 exons.